This is a messenger RNA of Anoplophora glabripennis (Asian longhorned beetle), 1198 nucleotides long. RefSeq names its product peptidyl-prolyl cis-trans isomerase H. The record is from RefSeq and is a predicted model, not a curated record. NCBI's taxonomy places the organism in Eukaryota, Metazoa, Arthropoda, Insecta, Coleoptera, Cerambycidae. Bases 140 to 694 code for a protein of 184 amino acids. Gene Ontology annotation, molecular function: peptidyl-prolyl cis-trans isomerase activity. Gene Ontology annotation, cellular component: intracellular membrane-bounded organelle. The transcript is spliced from 3 exons. Gene Ontology annotation, biological process: protein folding; protein peptidyl-prolyl isomerization.
CUUGUCUAGUCUCCCUGUUUUGUGUUGUGUUGCGAAUGCGAAUUUCAAUUUAUGUUUUUAGUGUUUUCAAGUUUUGAGACAUAGAUGUUAUAUAUUUAUUUUGAAACAGAUUAGUUGCAUAUUACGUAAUAAAAUAAAAAUGCCGAAUUGGAAUCAAAUACAAGCCCAACUACGGCAUCCUGCUAAUCCUGUUGUAUUUUUUGAUGUUUCUGUAGGGACGACUGAAAUUGGUCGUAUGAUAUUUGAAUUAUUUGCUGAUGUUGUUCCAAAAUCUAGUGAAAAUUUUAGACAAUUUUGUACAGGAGAAUUUAGAAAAGAUGGUGUUCCCUUGGGUUAUAAAGGAGCAAGUUUCCAUAGAGUAAUUAAAGAUUUUAUGAUCCAAGGUGGUGAUUUUGUUAACGGAGAUGGUACAGGCGUUAUGAGUAUAUAUGGUGGUGGCACAUUUGCAGAUGAAAAUUUUACAUUGAAACACGAUUCACCAGGACUUCUUUCAAUGGCAAAUAGCGGGAAAGAUACUAAUGGUUGUCAGUUUUUUAUUACUUGCUCUAAAUGCAAUUUUUUAGAUGGAAAACAUGUAAUUUUUGGUAGAGUCAUAGACGGUCUGCUAGUAAUGAGGAAAAUCGAAAAUGUACCAACAGGUCCUAAUAAUAAACCCAAAAUCCCCGUGACUAUUAUACAAUGUGGACAGAUGUAACAAAAUACUGAAUUUAACUAAAAAUUCUCCAAUAAUCUAGAUUGUUCUAAUUUGAUGUUCAGACAAGCAAAAAUCAAUAUACAUUCUUUUAAAUAAAAUAAAAAUAUUUUCCAUUUGGCCGAAACAAGGUGCAACCUUUAUGGGGGCCACUGGCAUUUUUGGAAUAAUUAUGCAAGAAAUGAAAGCAAAAGAUGGAAAAUGGUGGCAUUUGAAAAAUUAAAACUAGUGUAGAAUAUUUUUACCAGGAAAAUUUUUCAUGUCUAUCUACAUUUGCUUGGAACUUUUUUGUUACAAUUUGGUGUAUCGCCCUGCAUAGUUUAUUACUUAGCAACAAAAAAUUCCGAUAGUUUUUUUUAAGAAGUUUUUUGUACAUGAUAUGUCAUAGGAUUAUGUUUUAGCCACAAAACGUCCAUCAAUUUUUGAUAGAUAUUUAUUAACAUUCAGUUACUAGUUUUGUAGAAAAAAACAACUUGAUUACCGUCAAUUUGUUUUACUGGUCAUGUA